AUGGCAGCAUUGGUGAAAAGGAAGAGCGAGAUUGCUACUGCAAUCGAGCAGCAUGCUCUAGAUCGCCUCCGUGCUGCUACUGAAAGCUUAAGCUUCGUGGCUUUCGAUGAAUCAGAAGAGAACAGGCGAAUUCACGAAAAGAUCGAAGCAAUGACCGAUGUCUCUCACCCAAAACAUGAACUGUGGUCAAAUCGACCAAAAGCUGUAGCUGUGGCUAAAUUUGAACAUCGGGUGGAGAAGAAAUUUGCUCGCAUCAGCACCGAGGUGCCGGAAUCCUACGCUCCCGGCCGCACUCACGAGGAUGACAAGGACCCGGAUCCUUUCCGACCCGGAAAUUCACACGUGAUGGGCUCCACGCACACCAAAUGUUCCGGUAAAAUCCUUGCUUCUCGCCCUUCGAGGGCUCGCGCCGACGCUUCCGGCAGCGACGACGAUAAUUUCAUAAUGCUUGAGGAUCGUCAGGUGCUGGAGCACGUGACCCCUCUUGCUGCUGAGGUUGGGGUUCCCCCGGCCCCUCGGGUUCGGAAGGCUCCCGCCCCCGAAGCCGGUACCAGCGACGCUCUGGCUUCCAAGCGCCGGAAGAUUCUGAGCAGUGGGUCCCCGAAGAAGAGGAAGAAGAACGCCAUUCCGACUUCCUCCGGACCUGCUCUAGAACUUACUAGCAGCGCGCCCGGUAUGAGGCCGGAGGCUCCCAAAGAUACCGCCUCGAGCCAAGAUGCUCCUCGGAAAAGUCCGGCACACUCUGGUGCCGGCAAAGCUCCUUCCUCCCCUCGGGGAGGUACAACAAGUUCGGGGAGCGCGGCCCCUAAGAAGAAACAUCACCGCGCGGAGGAGGAUCCUUCUUCCCCUCCUGAAGUUGAAGAUACCGGCGCCAGCAACACGGGCGUCGGUUCUGAACAAACCGGGCGGCCGGAACAUUUGGUUCCGCCCGUCCUUGAGAAAACAAGUAAGGUACCAACUGCUUCCCCCUCCAAGACUUCUUCUGCAGCAACGCCACCACCUUCCCCGGCCAAGGGCGCAGCUGCGCCGCCGCCGGCAUCUGCCAGCAAACCUCCUCCUGCUCCGUCCGGCAAGAAACUCUCCCGGAAGAGCGCAAAUAUCACCGCGGAGCAGCUCUCUGGCGCUGUUGAAGCUGCCGCGGCUUAG
This is a messenger RNA of Lolium perenne, 1146 nucleotides long. NCBI's taxonomy places the organism in Eukaryota, Viridiplantae, Streptophyta, Magnoliopsida, Poales, Poaceae. The record is from RefSeq and is a predicted model, not a curated record.